CUGGUGACAGCAAUCGCCUGCGUCGGUUGGGGUGCAGUGAACAUCAUGGUCUCUGCCCAGCUGCUCAACUCUGUCAACAGACCACAUUCCCUGCCUCCGUGGGCAGGUUGUCUGGUGCUGGUGCUAUCGACGAUCAUCGUGUCUUGUUUCGGCUACAGAGUGGUGCACGCGUAUGAGAAGUGGGCCUGGAUCCCCAACCUGGCCGUUUUCAUCGUCUUCAUUGUCCAAAUGGCCAAGUCUGGCAACUUUACUGGCGGCGGCUUCACCGGCGGCGAGGCAACCGCAGCUGGUGUCCUUUCAUUCGGAGGCGCUACCUAUGGUUUUGCCACUGGCUGGACAACGUACUCUGCAGAUUAUACCGUGUUCGUUAGAAAGGAUUACCCAAAGAAAGUGAUCUUCUUCGGCAUUGUUCUUGGGUUGUUCACACCAUUGGUGUUCUGUCAAGUGUUGGGAGCAGCAGUGUACUCUGGUACUUUCAAGGACUCCAUGUGGGCUGAGCACUACGCAGACCAUCAGGCUGGUGGAUUGAUGUUCGCAGUGCUCUCUGUGAACUCCCUUGGUGGGUUUGGCCAGUUCUGCUCAGUGGUCCUUGCCAUGUCCACUGUUGCCAACAACAUUCCAAACAUGUACACCAUUGCCUUGUGUACGCAGGCGUUUUGGUCACCAUUGGUCAAAGUGCCAAGAGUCGUUUGGACCCUUGUUGGUAACUUCUUGACCUUGGUGAUCUGUAUCCCAGCAUACUACCAUUUCGAAGAGGUCAUGGAUAACUUCAUGAACAUGAUCGGCUACUACCUGGCCAUCUACGAGGCAAUCUCUCUUUCCGAGCACUUCAUCUAUAGAAGGGGGUUCAAGGGCUAUGAUAUAACCGCAUGGAAUGACUUCUCCAGGCUGCCAAUUGGCAUUGCAGGCACAAUCGGUAUAUGUUUUGGUGUCUUUGGUGCCCUUAUGGGCAUGGACCAAGUCUGGUUCACUGGUCCUAUCGGCGAGAAGAUCAACGAGGGUGGUGAAUAUGGUGGUGCUGACAUUGGCUUUGAGUUAGCCAUGUCCUUUGCCUUUGUUGCCUACAACGUUGCCCGACCAUUUGAGCUCAAGUAUUUUGGUCGCUAGCUGGUUAUCAAUUCAAGCCCUUCUCUCUAUUCUCCUGCAAUCGUUUUCUAUAUUUACAGCUAUUUAUUAUCAUCACUUGUCAACCUUUUACCUAUGUUCUCCUGUAAACGUCGUGAUGACUACACAACUACAACCAAAGCAACG
Messenger RNA from Williopsis jadinii, 1251 nucleotides. RefSeq lists its product as uncharacterized. The record is from RefSeq and is a predicted model, not a curated record. Bases 46 to 1107 code for a protein of 353 amino acids. Gene Ontology annotation, cellular component: plasma membrane; fungal-type vacuole membrane. Lineage: Eukaryota; Fungi; Ascomycota; Saccharomycetes; Phaffomycetales; Wickerhamomycetaceae. Gene Ontology annotation, biological process: cytosine transport; transmembrane transport. The transcript has a single exon. Gene Ontology annotation, molecular function: nucleobase transmembrane transporter activity.